UUUUUUCUCCCUAGUGUAUAUACCCUCAGGCCUCGAACGCUUGUGUCCUCCCGCACAAUAAAAGGCUCCAGUGUACCAUCCUCCGACCUUAGCGAAGGAGAUUUCUAGAACAGCCAAGCCACCUCUUCCUCUUCUCUUGGCCUUUGUUGGUUUGAAGGCAUAAUUUUGUAACAACUACAUCAAUUUUAUCUCAUAAAUCGGUAAAAUUUUGUAAAAAAUGAGUGUGGUUGGAUUUGAUUUUGGCAAUGAGAGCUGCAUUGUGGCUGUUGCAAGGCAAAGAGGGAUUGAUGUUGUGCUUAAUGAUGAAUCCAAGCGUGAAACUCCUGCUAUUGUGUGCUUCGGUGACAAACAGCGAUUCAUUGGGACUGCAGGAGCUGCCUCAACUAUGAUGAACCCCAAAAACUCUAUAUCUCAGAUUAAACGGCUAAUAGGCCGUCAAUUCUCUGACCCUGAGUUGCAAAAGGAUCUCAAGUCAUUACCCUAUGCUGUAAGUGAAGGUCCUGAUGGAUUCCCUUUGAUUCAUGCACGGUAUUUGGGUGAAAUGAGGACAUUCACACCAACACAAGUUUUGGGAAUGGUGUUGUCAAAUUUGAAAAGCAUUGCUGAGCAGAAUCUAAAUGCAGCAGUGGUGGAUUGUUGCAUUGGAAUUCCAGCUUAUUUCACAGACCUUCAAAGAAGAGCUUUUUUGAAUGCAGCCACAAUUGCAGGAUUGCAUCCUCUUCGUUUAAUUCAUGAGACCACAGCUACAGCAUUGGCAUAUGGUAUCUAUAAGACUGACUUGCCUGAGAAUGACCAACUGAAUGUGGCUUUUGUUGACAUUGGACACGCAAGCAUGCAAGUGUGCAUUGCUGGAUUCAAAAAAGGCCAACUCAAGAUUUUGUCUCAUUCUUUUGAUCAAUCUCUGGGUGGUAGAGAUUUUGAUGAGGUUCUGUUUCAUUAUUUCGCUGCUAAGUUCAAGGAAGAUUAUAAGAUUGAUGUUUUCCAGAAUGCUAGGGCUUGUCUUAGGCUGAGGGCUGCUUGUGAGAAGCUGAAGAAGGUUCUUAGUGCCAACCCUGAGGCACCUCUGAAUAUUGAAUGCUUAAUGGAUGAGAAGGAUGUCAGAGGCUUCAUUAGGAGAGAUGAGUUUGAACAAAUUAGCAUUCCAAUUUUGGAACGUGUUAAAAGGCCUUUGGAGAAGGCACUUCAAGAGGCUAAGCUGACGGUUGAUCAUGUUCAUAUGGUUGAGGUGGUUGGUUCUGGCUCGCGUGUACCUGCUAUAAUCAAGAUCUUGACCGAGUUCUUUGGAAAAGAGCCUAGGCGUACCAUGAAUGCCAGUGAAUGUGUUGCCAGGGGUUGUGCUUUGCAGUGUGCUAUUCUCAGUCCCACUUUCAAAGUGAGAGAGUUCCAGGUCAAUGAGAGCUUUCCAUUUUCAGUUGCUUUAUCAUGGAAAGGUGCUGCUCCAGAUUCUCAAAAUGGAGCAGCAGAUAAUCAGCAAAGCACUAUUGUCUUCCCCAAGGGCAAUCCCAUAUCCAGUAUGAAGGCUUUGACAUUCUACAGGUCGGGGACAUUCACUGUUGACGUACAAUAUACUGAUGUGAGUGACUUGCAGGUGCCCGCUAAAAUUAGUACAUAUACGAUUGGUCCUUUCCAGUGUUCGACAAGUGAGAGAGCAAAAGUGAAGGUGAAAGUUCGCCUAAAUCUGCAUGGAAUUGUAUCUGUUGAGUCCGCAACGCUUUUGGAGGAAGAAGAGGUUGAAGUCCCUGUCACAAAAGAGCCAGCAAAGGAAGCUACAAAGAUGGACACUGAUGAAGCUCCUAGUGAUGCUGCUCCUCCCAGUUCGAAUGAGGCUGAUGUCAAUAUGCAAGAUGCUAAAGGAACUGCUGAUGCUUUUGGGGUUGAGAAUGGUGUUUCUGAAUCCGGGGACAAGCCCACACAAGUGGAAACUGAAACCAAGGUUGAGGCUCCAAAGAAGAAAGUAAAGAAGACAAAUAUACCUAUUGUGGAGCUAGUUUAUGGUGGAAUGCUCCCAGCAGAUGUGCAGAAAGCAUUAGAAAAGGAGUUUGAAAUGGCAUUGCAAGAUCGGGUGAUGGAAGAAACCAAAGAUAGGAAAAAUGCUGUUGAAGCUUAUGUCUAUGAUAUGAGGAACAAGCUUAGUGACAAAUAUCAUGAGUUUGUCACCGACCCAGAGAGGGAAGGAUUCACAACAAAGCUGCAGGAGGUAGAAGAUUGGUUGUAUGAAGAUGGUGAGGAUGAAACCAAAGGCGUUUACAUUGCCAAGCUUGAAGAGCUCAAAAAGCAAGGUGAUCCAAUUGAACAGCGCUACAAAGAGUACACAGAGAGGGGAUCUGUAAUUGAUCAACUUGCUUAUUGUAUUAAUAGUUAUAGAGAGGCAGCAAUGUCCAGUGAUCCUAAAUUUGAUCACAUUGACGUGACUGAGAAGCAGAAGGUAUUGAAUGAGUGUGUAGAAGCAGAAGCCUGGUUAAGAGAGAAAAAGCAACAGCAGGACUCGCUUCCUAAAUAUGCCACUCCAGUUCUCUUGUCAGCUGAUGUGAGAAAGAAGGCAGAAGCACUUGACAGGUUCUGUAGGCCAAUAAUGACGAAACCAAAACCAGCUAAACCAGCUACUCCCGAGGCACCAGUAACACCUUCGCCACAGGGAACUGAACAACCACAGAGUGGAGAUGCCAACGCUGGUGCGAAUGAGGAAUCUGGAGCUGGCAGUGGCAAGGUUCCACCAGAAUCUGGAGAACCAAUGGAAACUGAGAAGCCUGACAGCACAGCUGCAUAAUUUAGCAGAAGGGGCCUUCAUGGUGGGAAAAUAUUUGGUUGGGUAAUGUAUUGGAACUAUUUGAGCUGGAGACGAACUCUUUGAUUUGGCUGACAUGGAGGAGGCAUGUGGGAUGUUUGAUGGCUUCCAUUUUAUCUUUGUAAAGCCUUGGAAUGGUCUGCCAGAAUUUAUUAUUUAUCAUUUGAGUCUCUAGAGUCCGGUUUUCUAAAAGAAGGGUUUUGAAGAGAAAAGUUAAAGGCCGUCUUUUACAGUACUGCCCGAGUUCUGGUGUCGUGGGUAGAGAUUUCACUCUUUCAAGGAUUCGAGUGUUCACUAUUUUUUUUUCUUUUAAAUGUUUAGGGUAUGUCUUGACUUACACAAGUCCUUCUGAGUCUUGCUUUUUUUUUUUAGCUGCUUUAAUUAUAAAUCGAAAGUCUUUUGUUUUC
Messenger RNA from Manihot esculenta (cassava), 3192 nucleotides. Its product is annotated as heat shock 70 kDa protein 14. The record is from RefSeq and is a predicted model, not a curated record. Bases 218 to 2767 code for a protein of 849 amino acids. Gene Ontology annotation, molecular function: ATP binding; ATP-dependent protein folding chaperone. The transcript has 10 exons. Gene Ontology annotation, cellular component: nucleus; cytosol. NCBI's taxonomy places the organism in Eukaryota, Viridiplantae, Streptophyta, Magnoliopsida, Malpighiales, Euphorbiaceae. Gene Ontology annotation, biological process: protein folding.